Molecule: messenger RNA, 1344 nt
Organism: Botrytis fragariae
Lineage: Eukaryota; Fungi; Ascomycota; Leotiomycetes; Helotiales; Sclerotiniaceae
Product: putative salicylate hydroxylase protein
Exons: 4
Coding region: 1-1344 (447 amino acids)
Biological process (GO): secondary metabolite biosynthetic process
Molecular function (GO): FAD binding; monooxygenase activity
Source: RefSeq, a predicted model, not a curated record
AUGGACGAUCCAAAACAAAAUUUAAAGAUUUGUAUUAUAGGUGCAGGAAUGGCAGGCCUGACAUCCGCUUUGGCUUUAAAGAAAGAGGGAUUUAAAAAUGUAGAAGUCUUCGAGACAGCUCCUGAUUUAGGGUUUGUCGGGGCGGGAAUUCAACUCGCUCCUAAUAUGUCGAGGAUUCUGGAUGGAUUGGGGGUUUGGAAAGAUAUUGAAAGGGAAGCGGUGGAAUUGAAGAGAACGAGUAUUAGAGAAGGGUCAACGGAUGAAGAAUUAGGUUCGGUGGAAUUAGGAUAUAUUCAAGAAGAAUACGGGUAUCCGCAUAUGGUUGGCCAUCGUCAUUCUCUUACUCAGGGUCUUUACCAUGGGUGUAAGAAGUACCCGGAUCUGAAAUUUCACUUCGGAACGAGUGUUCAUGAAGUACAUGAUUUCUUCCCGAGACCUGCGUUUACGAUUUCAUCGAGGGGAGGAGAGAAAGAAAGAGUGGAAUGUGAUGUUUUGUUGGCCUGUGAUGGGAUUAAAUCGAGGAUUAGGGAGAAGAUGUUGAGGGAUUUGGGGGUAGAUGCUAAGGUGGUGGAUUCGGAACAGGCGGCGUAUAGGAUUUUACUUACGAGGGAACAGAUGGAGGAUGAUCCGGAACUUUUGGAAUUAAUCAACACCUCCGGCGUCUCCCGCUGGAUCGGCGAACGUCGCCACAUAAUCGCCUACCCCAUCUCCUCCAAACGCAUCUACAACAUCUCCACCACCCAACCCGAUAUCAAUUUCGCCAUCUCCCCCUCGGAAACCUACACUACCAAAGGAUCCAAAACCACCAUGUUAAAAGUCUUUGAAGAUUUCAACCCCAAAGUUCGACGUAUGUUGAAUCUUGUCCCGGAUGGCGAAGUCUGCGAGUGGAAAUUACGUCUGCAUGCUCCUUUGCCGACGUGGGUGAGGGGAAGUAUGGCAUUAGUGGGUGAUGCGUGUCAUCCUACGCUUCCGCAUUUAGCGCAGGGGGCUGCGCAGGCGGUGGAGGAUGGGGCUGUGGUUGCGGUUUGUUUGGGAAUGUUGGAGGAUGGAACGAGGGAGAGUGUGAAUAGAGCGUUGAAAGUGUAUGAGAAGAUUAGGAAGGAGAGAGCGGAGAAGAUAGUGGAGUUGGCGGCGGCGAGCGCGAGGAGUCUGCAUCUUGGGGAGGGGAAGUUGAAGGAGGAGAGGGAUAGAUUGUUUAGGGAUUUGAGGGAGGGGAGGGGGAAAGGGGUUCCGGAUAAGUGGGCGGAUAGGGAGGUGCAGAAGAUGGUUUAUGGGGUUGAUUGUGUGGGGAUUGCGAGGGAGAGGUUUGGGGAGUUUUGGGAAGAGGUGGAGAGAAAGGGGUAA